AUGCAGGAUGAGGUGGAAUAUGAUCUCGUGAUUGUUGGAGCAGGUCCUUCCGGCAUAGUUUUAGCUCGCUUCUACCUCUCCAUUUAUCCCACUCAUCGUCUCGCUAUCCUUGAACAAGAAGAUGUUAUUGGAGGGGUCUGGAGUUCCGCACGUCAAUACCCAGGAUUUCGCUCCGAAUCUGGUCUUCGCAUGACAGGUUUCUCGGACAUACCUAUUGUUCUUCCUCCAGAUACAAAGACGUAUCAUGAUACCUUUGAGGCGAAAUACGUGACGAAGUAUCUAGAAGAAUAUGUAGAUGUACAUGUUUAUAAUGAGAAGAGUUUGAGGGAUCGAGUGAUCUUUGGCUUCAAAGUAGGAGGUAUUGAGAAGACUAAUGGGAUCUGGUCGAUUUGGAGUGAAGUCCACGAGAAUGGAAAAGGAAAUGAGAACAAGAGAAUGAUCAAGACCAAAAAGCUAGCUAUAGCCACUGGUCAGAAUUCUCUUCCUUACAUCCCGUCAUUCCCUAAUCAAACGAACUUUCAAUCCCCCAUCGUCCACCAAAAACACUUUGGACAAAUAUCUACAUCAGCCCUAGCACCAGAUUCCCCAUAUACGGCGGUAACCAUUCUUGGGGGAGGUAAAUCCGCUGCAGAUAUGGUAUACGAAUGUGUUAAAGCGGGCAAAAAAGUAUCCUGGCUUAUCCGCCAAUCAGGCGAAGGACCCGCCAUAUUCGCCGGCGCCAAAGGGCGAGGUCAGUAUCGCAACGGUGCGGAAAUGUCUGCCACGCGAGCAUUUUCCGCAUUAAGUCCUUCGUGUUUCGCGGAGCAGACUUGGUUGACAAGAUUCAUUCAUCGCUCGUCGAUUAUAAAUUCCAUCGUGUCGAGGAUCUGGAGAGGUGCAGAUGAAGAAGCUGCGAAGCUUGCAGAUUUCGAGAGAGAGGAUGCACUACCCGGGUUUGAGGGCUUGAAAUUUGAGAGUGAAAUUUUUUGGUGUAAUGGCCCACUUGGACUUAUCCACCAUGAUAAUUUCUGGGAUACGGUGGCGAGGAACGUGAGGGUUUAUCGGGGGGAUAUUGCAAAGCUGGAUUCUCAUGCCAUUGUACUCGAAAACGGGACGGUGAUUCAUACAGAUAUGUUGUUAUGUGGCACGGGGUGGAAGCGAGGAUAUCCCUUUCUGACACCUGCACAAACCUGCGAGUUUGGAUUACCCCAUCCAGUAAUCGAUGAUUCAGAAGAAGAAUCGCGCAUCUGGGAGUCUCUCACUCAAAACGCAACGCAGGAAAUCCUCUCUUCAUUCCCGAAACUUCGGAAUCCGCCUGGUCCAUCACACACUCAGGACCAGCAUGAAACUAACCAUGCAGUUGCAACCACCCCCACGCGUCUCUACAAUCUCCUCGCUCCCCUCAACGAUUUAAAAAAUCCCUCUCUCGUCUUCCUCUCCCACAUCCAUCUCUCCAAUGCCUUCCGACUCGCCGAAGCCCAAGCUAUCUGGACUACCGCCUAUUUCUCCUCGCAUCUCUCUCUUCCUCGCUUGCAAGAAGCGAGACGCGAAAUCGCAUAUCAGAAUACUUUUUCGAAAUUGAGAUAUCCGGCGCAUGGGGGACGGGGGAAUUAUUUUCAUCUGGAUUUGGUGGGGUAUACGGAUAUGUUGAUGAGGGAGGUGGGGUUGGGGAGUCAUAGGAAGAAUGGGUGGUGGGCGGAUUUGGUGGGACCAUGUGUGGCGGCGGAUUAUGGGGGGAUGAGGGGGGAGUAUUUGGGGAGGUUUGGUGGGGGUGGAGGGGAGGGGGAGAGAAAGGAGGAGGAGGGGGUGGUUGGGUAG
Messenger RNA from Botrytis deweyae, 1797 nucleotides. RefSeq lists its product as uncharacterized. NCBI's taxonomy places the organism in Eukaryota, Fungi, Ascomycota, Leotiomycetes, Helotiales, Sclerotiniaceae. The transcript is spliced from 3 exons. Bases 1 to 1797 code for a protein of 598 amino acids. The record is from RefSeq and is a predicted model, not a curated record.